This is a messenger RNA of Cloeon dipterum, 2831 nucleotides long. Its product is annotated as transmembrane protease serine 9-like. Gene Ontology annotation, molecular function: serine-type endopeptidase activity. Lineage: Eukaryota; Metazoa; Arthropoda; Insecta; Ephemeroptera; Baetidae. Gene Ontology annotation, biological process: proteolysis. Bases 74 to 2731 code for a protein of 885 amino acids. The transcript is spliced from 17 exons. The record is from RefSeq and is a predicted model, not a curated record.
AAAGUGUCACUGCUCAUCCGCAUUUCUGAGCGAGAACAGUCCUCUUUAUUGAAUUGGGAGAAAAACAGGAGAAAUGAACAUAGAAUGGUUCAUUCUCCUGCUAACCACCGUUGCAACGUGCGAAGGAGCCCUUUCUACUUUACUCCAACGGAUCUGUUACAAUGAAAGACCUGCUUUGGAUGCACCAGUGUAUUCACCUGGAACUGAGAAUUUGAGCUAUGAAAAAUGUGGACUAUGGGAUGGUAAUGGUGACAUGCCAUGGACUGUUAUCAUUACAAUUGAAGGCCAGGAUUGGAACACAUCCGCCGGAUGGAUUCCAGAUGAUUUGAAGAGCUUUCAAGAAUUUUAUGGUUUUUUAAUAACCGAGGAAACCGUAUUAGUUUUUCGCAAUCCAAUGGACAUUGAGAUAAUUGAAAACUACCGUUUGUAUGCUGGCCCUUGCGAUUCUGGGUCAAAUGAAGGGAACUGCAAGUUUGGAAGAGGAUUACUAAACCAAAAAGUGCAGUCAAGAAACGUUGUAGGCGAUGCACUAGAAGUGUGGAAAAUCGAAAAUGUUACAAUAACGCAGUAUUUGAAGCCAAUCUGCUUGUGGAACAGCAAUAAUCUGCAAGAUUCCUCUUACGAUUCUUUCGUCUUCACUCAAGCAGACAGGAAAUUGAAAACUGCAACACUUUUGCCACGUGCACCCCUUGCCAGAUGCUCCAUGGAUUGGAAAAGAGGACGCAUUCGCAAUAGAUAUACGGUUUACCGGAUUUUACCGAAGUUAGAUAAUAUGCAGUCUACUGAUUAUAAAGAUUCAGAGUUUGGAGCGAAGGAAAGCUACGAAGGUUGCGGAAAGGUUGAUUGGGAGAGAAGGGGAGGCCGCCAGAGACGGGAUGGCUUGCCAAUCCCUUACGUGCACCACGGCACAAAUGCCCCAAUUGAGGAAAAUCCGUGGCACGUGAGCCUGACGAUAAACAUGCCAACUACUGAUACUCUCUACGACGCCUGCGGUGGCACACUGGUGUCUAAAAGAGUAAUAGUGACUGCUGCUCACUGCAUGUAUGGUCCUACUGGUACACGAUAUGAACCGGAAUGGCUGGAGAUUACCCUGGGGAUGUAUGAUGUACGGGACAAUACUGAAAACGGGCGGCAGAUAGUGCAGGCAGCUUCAGUUGUAAUUCAUCCCGGAUAUAACAAUGACAGAAAAGAUUGGCAACACGACUUGGCUUUGAUAAUCCUGGAUGAAAAAGGCAAUAAUAGUAUACAGCUCUCUGAUCGAGUGAAGCCAGUCUGCUUGUGGAAUAGUGAUUAUGACUUUGACAAAAUUGUCGGAAAAGAUGGAAAAGUCACUGGAUUUGGUCUCACAAAAGACUAUUUGCAAGCAACAAUCCUUCAGAAAGCGUUUUUACGGAUUGUUUCACACAACGAGUGCUUCUUUUCGAAUAAAAGGUUCUUCUCGAAGCAUCUCAGGCCAACACAAAACUUUUGCGCUGGAUAUCCUCUUACUGGUACAAAUGUUUGUGUUGGGGACAGCGGCGGCGGACUGCUCAUUGGGGACGCCACCUCGAUCAGCGACAAGCGAUUCUACUUGCGAGGCGUCGUUAGUUUCGGUCCGAGCCGAACUAUGGAGAUAAAUAAUGAUACGAAACAUGUUUGUAAUACAAAUCAAUUCUCCUUGUUUGUUGACAUCACUAGUUACAUCGAAUGGAUUGUGCAAAACAGUCCCGACAUUUCACUGCGUCAUGGAAUCGGUCUCAAUGGAAUGAAAAAAAUUGUUGCUCUGAUGGCACCGAUUCCAAAAUUAGCGACAAAGAUAGAAUUUGGAGCGGAAGAAAGCUACGAAGGUUGCGGAAAGGUUACUUGGACAAGAAGGAGAGGCCGCCGGAGACGGGAUGACUUACCAAUUUCCUUAAUGCACCACGGCACAAACGCCCCAAUCGAGGAGAAUCCCUGGCACGUGAGCCUGACGAUCAACUUUCCAACAACUGAUCCCCUCUUCGACAUCUGCGGUGGCACAUUGGUGUCUAAGAGAGUAAUAGUGACUGCUGCUCACUGCAUGUUUAGUCCAACAACUGGUACACGAUAUGAAAUGGAAUGGCUGGAGAUCACCCUGGGGAUGUAUGAUGUAGGAGACAAUACUGAGAACGGGCGUCAGAUAGUCCAGGCUGCUUCAGUUGUAAUUCAUCCCAAAUACAACAACGACCGAAAAGAUUUUCAACACGACUUGGCUUUGAUAAUCCUGGAUGAGCACGGCAAUAAUAGUAUACACCUAUCUGAUCGAGUGAGGCCAGCCUGCUUGUGGAACAGUGAUUAUGACAUUGAGAAAAUUGCCGGGCAAGAUGGAAAAGUCGUUGGAUUUGGUCUCACAGCAAACUAUUCGCAAGCAACAAUCCUUCAGAAAGCGUUUAUACGGAUUGAGUCGCACAACGAGUGCUUCUUUUCGAAUAAAAGGUUCUUCUCGAAGCAUCUCAGGCCAACACAAAACUUUUGCGCCGGAUUUCCUCAUAAUGGGACAAAUGUUUGCGUUGGGGACAGUGGCGGCGGAUUGAUCAUUGCGAACGGCACCUUGGUCAGGAACAAGCGAUUCUACUUGCGAGGCGUCGUUAGUUUCGGUUCGAGCCGAAUUAAAAAGAUAGAUAAUGUUGAUCAACGUGUUUGUGACACAAAUCAAUUCUCCUUGUUUGUUGACAUCACUAGAUACAUUGAAUGGAUCGUGCAAAACAGUCCUGACAUUUCACUGCGUCGUUGAUUUGUAUCACCAAGUUCAAGCGUGUAAUCAAAUAUAGUAAAGGGAGUUAGAAAAAAAGCUUAUUAACUGCAUUCCCUCAUUUUUUUAUCAAUUUUAAUCU